Molecule: messenger RNA, 4067 nt
Organism: Paramecium sonneborni
Lineage: Eukaryota; Ciliophora; Oligohymenophorea; Peniculida; Parameciidae
Source: the annotation of a GenBank genome assembly
AUUAAAAUCUUGAAUUAAUGUCAUAAAGAAAACAAUUAAUCUCAGCACACAUCAAAACAGUUUUAAUAUCUGAAGCUAGAGGUAGAUUCAAGCGAUGCCAACUAUGCUAGAGGGAGUUUGGACUACUCAGACCAGAACAUUAGUGUAAAAGGUUAGAUGUAUAAACUUUACUUUAGAUGUCGACGUGCCGUUUGUAAUUAAUGUUCAGAGCAUAAGGUAGUUUACUUAACAGAGACAGGACCAAGUAAAAGAGCAAGAAGAAAUUGUAAUUCUUGUAAAGAAGAAAGCGAAUGGAUCAAAAGAUUUAUCGAAUAACAAAAAAUUGUUUUUGGAACUAAUACCUUUGCUGUUGAAUGGCUAAAGGCAUCAGGAUUAACAGUAGAUCAUGCAAAUCAAGUAAAAUUGACAUAAUAUAGUGUAGGAAUAUGAAAAAGCUCAAAAAGGGUUAAAUCCAAAUAAAGAAAAUAGUGAUUUCCAGAAAAUGAAAUUAGAUUUGAACUCAGUCAUGAUGGAGCUAUGGUUUAAUCUCAAUUACUCCCUUAGAGAAUUCUUUAAUUAUCUAAUCAAAGAAAAUGAGCGCGAAUAGUUGGCUCAAAAAAUUGGUAGAGUUUUAGGCUGCCUUUUAUAACAUUAUCCAAAUAUAGGAUAUGUUGCUGAUUAAGUUCUAAUUACUCUAUUUUUACUAUGCUUCUCAUCUGAAGCAUCUGCUUAUGUUUUAUUAACUGUUUUAUAUUCUGAUAUAAUUCCAUUUAAUACAUAUCCAUCACAAUUAAAAAGAUACUCUUAUGAUUAUCUGAGUGAAAUUGAAAAGAUUGCUUAGGUUUUAGAGUAGGCUUACUAACUUAAAUAAAAUAAAGUUACUCUAAUUAAACCAUUUAUGAGAAACAGAAUUUAAAGAUAUUUAUAACCUUUUGGGAUUAAUUUCUUUCUAUUAUAAACAAGUUUCUUCUUCAUGAAUUUAAUCCUCUUAAGUCCUACUUUAGGUUAUGAUAACUUUUUAAAAUGUUUAGCUUCUGCAUUUUAUGCUUAAAUGGAUGAAAUUUAAAUGUUCAAUUAAUAAUUUGAAGAAAUAGAAGGAUAAAUUUUGAAAGGAGUUAAUUCUAGCAUUAUUGAAAAAAACUAUGUAUAAACUAAGUUAAUUAUAUUUUUAUCUCAUUCUUAAGGAAUUACAUAAAGUGUUAUCGUUUCAAGACCUUUAGAAAAAAAUAAAGAUACUAAUUAAAUUAAGACUGAAUUUAUUAAAGAUAAAAAUACUUAGUAGAGAAAUGAAUAGGAUGAUGAAAUGCUAAAAUAUACAGUUACUCAAACUAAUGAAUUUUAGGAUUUAAGAAGGAAAACAGUUUAAAUUGUUUUAGAACCAUAAGUUGAUGAAGAGAAAGAUACUUUAAAAAAAUAUAUUUAAUAAAUUGAAGAACUACUAAUAAAUAAACAUAAAUUAGUCAAUGAAUUAUCAAUAUAAGUAAAAGAACUCUAAAAUUAACCAUUAUAAAUAAUGAAUAAAGAUGUAGAUUAAUAAGUCUUGGAUGCUAAUGAAUAAUUGAGAAAGAAAUUAGCUUAAUAAAAUUUAGAGAUCUAAGCUUUAUAGGAAUAAAAAAAAUAUUCAGAUAAAAUUUAAGAGGAUAAUUAAAAUAUUAUCAAUAAUUUAUAAAAAAAUAAUUAAGAAUUAUAUGGGCAAAUAAAUGCAUAUAUUCUUUAAAAUUAAGAACUUUAAUAAGAGAUUGCAGAUCUAAAAUUGUUAUCUACUCAGUAAUCAGAAAGUUCAAUGACUGCUUCUUAAAUUGAAAAGAAUUAUUAAAUUAAUAUCUCUUUGUAAUCAAGACAUUCUGAACAAGAAUUAACAUCAAAAAUAGAAGAAGAUAGAUAAAAAAUAUUUUAAUUAGAAUUGCAGGUUAAUUAACUUAAUAAAGAGUAUAUAGCUUUGCAAUAAUUAAAUUAAGAUAAACUCAGAAUCAUAGGAAAUUUGGAGGUUAGAUUAAUAUAAACAGAAGCUGCUAAAAGAGAAUUUGAAAAGUUUUCAACUGAGAAUGUAGAAAUCAAAAAAAAAUUACAAAACCACGAAUUAGUAAUUAUUUAAUAAACAGAAUAAUUAUAAUUGUUUUAAUCAAGGUAUGAUUUAAGAAUGUCAGAACUUGAUGCAGCUAGAACAGAAAAACUUAUUAUGACUGAAGAAUUUAAUAAGAAAGAGGCUGAGCAUCAUUAAGCUCUUUCAGCAAUUCAAAAAUAGUUUGCAGAUUUAUAAAUCUUAUAUAAUUCGAUUAAUUAAUAAUUGAAUGAAUCUCUAUAAAUCAAUUAGAAAUUGUAGUAAAUAAUUAUAGAAAAGGAUGCAGAAAUUUCUAUGCUACAAAAACAUUUGUCAGAAAGAGAUGUAAUAAUUAUAGCCUUAAGAGAAGCUGAUGUAUUGAUGAAAUAAUAGAAUUCUAAUUUAUAAAAAUAAUUAGAAGAAAGUGAAUCAAAAUUAUAUUAAAUCUAAAUAAAAUUGAAUUCGAUUGAAGAUCAUUAAUAAAGAACUUAAAAUGAAGCUGGAUCUCUAAAAGAAUAAUUAUUAAAGUUGUCUAGUGAUUAUCAAUAAUUAAAUGAUAAACAUAGAUUAUUAAUUAUAGAAUUUGAAAAUUGCUAAAUAAAAUUGUCAACUUUAAACUAAGAACACAUUUCAUUAAAUCAAGCACACAGUGCAUUAAAUUCAGCACAUAUUUCAUUAAAUUAAGAACAUACUUAAUUAAAUUAAGCAUACAGUUCAUUAAAUUAAGCACACAGUUCAUUAAAUUAAGCACACAUUUCAUUAAAUUAAGAACAUACUUCAUUAAAUUAAGCAUAUAGUUCAUUAAAUUAAGCACACAUUUCAUUAAAAUAAGAACACAGUUCAUUAAAUUAAACAUAUAGUUCAUUAAAUUAAGCACACAGUUCAUUAAAUUAAGCACACAUUUCAUUAAAAUAAGAACAUACUUCAUUAAAUUAAGCACACAGUUCAUUAAAUUAAGCCCACAUUUCAUUAAAAUAAGAACAUACUUCAUUAAAUUAAACAUAUAGUUCAUUAAAUUAAGCCCACAUUUCAUUAAAAUAAGAACACAGUUCAUUAAAUUAAGCACACAUUUCAUUAAAAUAAGAACACAUUUCAUUAAAUUAAGCACACAGUGCAUUAAAUUAAGCACAUAUUUCAUUAAAUUAAGAAUACACUUCAUUAAACUAAGCAUAUAGUUCAUUAAAUUAAGCACACAAUUCAUUAAAUUCAGCACAUAUUUCAUUAAAUUAAGAAUACACUUCAUUAAAUCAAGCACACAUUUCAUUAAAGGAGAAUCAUAAAGUAACUAUUUAUGAACUAGAAUAAUUGAAAUUAAGAUUUGCUCAGUUAUCUAAUGAUCAGAAUAAUUGGUAAGAAUAAUAUAGAUUAAUCUAAAUAGAAUAUGAAAAUGAAAAAACUAAUUCUUAAGAAAAAAUUAAAAUUAUAAAUGAACUUAAACUUCAAUUAGUCAAAUUGGAAGAAGCUCAUCAUUUAAAAAUGUAAUUACAUUUAACAAAAAUGUAAGAAUUAGAAUUACUCAUUACAACACAUGAAAAAAGAAUUUUUGAAUUCAAAUCUUUGAGUGAAACAUAAAAAAGUGAAAUUACUCAACUAUUGGCUAAAAUAGCUUUAUAUGAAUCAGAAAGAGCUGAAUAUAUUGCAAAAAAUUAAUCUUUAACUAUUUAAUGGACUGCUAGUUUGGAAAAACUAAAAGAUUUUGAAUUUAAAUAUAAUACCUUAGAAUCAGAAUUUUCAUAAUUGUAAAGGAGAGUUUAAGAACUGAGUCAUCAAAAUGGAGAAUACAAGAUUUUGAUUGUAUAAUUAGAGGAAAGAAUUACUGUAUUAAUUGCAGAAAUUAAAACUAAAGAUGUGGAGAUUGUUAAAUUUGUUUAAGUAAUUGAAUCCUAGAAAUAAUCUAUGAUAGAUUAUGAGGAAUUAAUUAGAAAGUUAAAGGCUUAAAUUGUCGAUUUAGAAAAAUAUAGCCUUAAAUUGAAAACAACCUUAAAACAUUAUAAGGAGCUUUCAAAAGAAAUGUCAGAGUUAGAUUGAUUUUGAGAUAAUAUUUACA